AUAUAAGCUUAAAGAGGCUUAAUAAUUAUAAGUUAAGUAGUUAGAUGGGUGGUGUACAGCAUCCUUAUAGUUAAAAAACGUUUUUAUCCUUUUGUCCAGAUCGUCCCCCGUAGUGGUUACUCCAACUUGAGUGGCCAAUUACGGGGGUACGAUUAGUUGCCGUACUCGUUUUGGUUAGAGGAGGCCAAGUUCUCCAUUUCCGCCUGCAGUGGCCUUGUCAGCAUUAAUAUGGGCCGUUAUACCGGCCUGGUGCUGUAUAAACUGCAUCGCCAAUAUCCAUGGUUCGUCUCUGCAAGGCAUAGGUGCCUAAGUAAUAGCCACAUUGCAAACAGAAACAUGAAGACACACUCGCAAGAACUCAAGACCGGAUGGUCCAUGAAAGAGCAUGGCCCCGAAGAAACCACAGGCCCAUGGCUUGCUGUAAAACAAGUCCCAAGCGAGGUUCAUCUUGAUCUUUUCGCAAACAAAAAAAUCCCCGACCCAUUCCUCGACACCAACGAACUCGCCGUGCAAUGGAUCGGCGAGAAAGACUGGGUGUACAAAACGACAUUCACGACACCGCAGGGAUCCCAAGAGCAUGGGGUGACGACCGCGCUUGUGUUUCGGGGCCUCGACACAUUCACCACGAUCUCCCUCAAUGGAACGACCAUCCUCACCACGGAGAACAUGCACACGACCUACCGUGUUGACAUCUCGACCUUGCUCCUCCCAUUCACGCCAAAGGAGGAAACCGCAGAGAAAAGCAGCGCACUCAAUGCCCUCGUCAUAACCUUCCACUCUGCGCUCCUCCGCGGGCGCGAGCUCGUCGACACCCACCCGGAGCAUACAUUCCACGUCCGCCAGACAGAGGCAGGUCGGGUCCCCGUCCGCAAGGCGCAGUACCACUGGGGCUGGGACUGGGGUCCGAUCUUGAUGACCGCGGGGCCGUGGAGACCGAUCGUGCUGGAGACGUAUGUGGCGAGGGUUGAAGAUGUUUGGGCGGAGUAUCGCCUUAGCGAUGAUUUGAAGACUUGUGAGGGAGAGAUUUGUGCCAAGGUCGAGGGGUGUGCAGGGCAGUGGGUUGUUUUUUCUCUUCGACGGCAGGGAGGAGGUGAAGACGGAGAAGUUGUGAGAGAGAAGGUGCGCGUGGAAUCCACCGACGACUCGGAGGGAAUAGCUACAGUGAAGGUCCCAUUCACCCUGCAUUCACCAGCUCUCUGGUAUCCCCACGGCUACGGCUCUCAAUCACGGUACAUUCUCUCCGCAGAGCUCCUCGACUCAGACGACAAAUCUCUCGACCAACGCGCAAAGCUCAUCGGCUUCCGCCGCGCAGCCCUAAUCCAGGACACGGACGCCUUUGGCAAAUCCUUCUACUUCCGCGUCAACAAUAUCGACAUUUUCGCCGGCGGCUCAUGCUGGAUCCCACCCGACAGUUUCCUCAGCCGGAUGACUCGAGAGCGGUACAGCGAAUGGAUGAAACUGCUCGUCGAGUCGAGCCAGGUGAUGAUCCGGGUAUGGGGAGGUGGAAUCUACGAGGACGACGCGUUUCUCGAUGCGGCUGACGAACUCGGGACCCUUGUCUGGCACGAUUUUGCGUUUGCGUGCGCGAGCUAUCCUGUCUUUGAUGGGUUCCUGGCUUCGGUUGAGGUCGAGGUCAGGCAGAACCUGCGGCGGUUCAGGGGGCAUCCGUCGGUCGUGGUUUGGGCGGGGAAUAACGAAGAUUAUCAGGUUCAGGAGCGGUAUAAGUUGGAAUACGACCCCGAGGACACGGAUCCAGAGUCGUGGCGUCGGUCCACGUUUCCUGCGAGGUAUAUCUAUGAGCAUCUCCUGCCGAAGUGGGUCAGCGAGGAAGACCCGAAUGUACUCUACCACCCUGGAAGCCCAUGGGGCGACGGGAAACAAACCUCGGAUCCAACCGUCGGCGACAUCCACCAGUGGAACAUCUGGCACGGCCAAAUGAUCCCCUACCAGCGCGCCGCGUCACUAUCCGGUCGCUUCGUCAGCGAGUUCGGCAUGGAGGCGUAUCCGCACCUUUCAACAAUCCGCCGGUUCGUCACGGACCCCUCCCAGAGGCAUCCGGGGUCUAUGACGUUGGACUUUCACAACAAAGCUGCCGGACACGCCCGCCGACUGGCAACCUACCUCUCCGAGAACCUUCUCGUCCCCGCGGACCUCGCCUCGUACACGCACGCCACGCAGAUCCUCCAGGCAGAGACAAUGCGAUACGCAUAUAAAUCAUGGAGACGCAUGUGGGGAGUGUCCGGGGCAAGGCAGUGCGGCGCAGUCCUGGUUUGGCAGUUGAAUGACGCGUGGCCGGGGGUGUCGUGGUCUGUUGUCGAUUACUACGGUGUGCGGAAGCCGGCGUUCUAUGCGGUCAAGCGGGCGUUGACGGCGGUGGAUGUUGGUGUUUCAAGGGAGGCGAACGGGGAUUGGACGGAGGGGCAUGUGGAUCCCUUUGAGGUCCUUGGUGGAAGGGGGUGUUUGUUUGAUAUUUGGGUUACGAGUAGUCGGCUUGGGAGGGUUGAGGUUGAGGUUGUGGUGCGGUUUAUAUCUGUUGCGUCGGGAGAGGAGGUUGCGGAGGGGAUAACGAGCAGGGUGAUAGCCGACGCGAAUGCAACGACAGAGGUUCUGGCAGACCAGCGGAUUAAAGUUUGCACAGCAGGGGACUCACCAGACAAUCAUGACCCAUUCAUCAUCCACGCCGUGCUCCGGAGCAGUGACGGACGUAUUCUCGCAACCGAUACUGACUGGCCACAGCCGUUGAAAUACCUCGACUUUUCGAAUCGCAAUGUCAAGGUCGAGGUCUCACCGUUGGGUGAAUCCAUUACUGUCUCGGCCAAUCGCCCGGUCAAGGGGUUUGUGUUUGAGGAGCGGGAGAGGCUGACGUUCAGCGACAAUGGCUUCGACCUUGUGCCUGGCGAGGAGCGUGUUGUUACCGUAAGAAGGGAAUCUGGACAUAGCGAGGCGAUUCGAUGGACCUAUAUCGGUGAUGAGAGGAGGGGUACUCAAUCAUGUUAGCUGUAUGCUUGGUAUCGCCCACCCUAGUGAAGCAGCUAUAUCAACCCGUUUUAAUCAAGAAUAUGGUUGGGAAGCACGGGCCUAGCCACACGGGUCCCCAAUAGGUUCCCCAGUGAAGUCCUUAAUGAAAUGCCUUGUGAGAUCUUUUAUGUGAUCUUCAAUGAGUGGAAGAAUGAGAUGGUCAAUGAGAGGCUAAUGGGAUUGUUAAUGAGCUGGCCUGGUUCAAAGCUUUGGUACGCACGUACUUUCUAUGAGCAAGCAAGAUGGUGAAUGACACAGUAUAUGGAAAUGUGAGCAAGGUAGUGAAUAAUAUAGUGGAUAGGCCUGUGGGAGAACAGGGUGAACGAGACGCUUUGCGAGCCACUUCUUUAUAAAAUGCGAAUAAG
Aspergillus calidoustus is the source of this 3383-nucleotide messenger RNA. The record is from the annotation of a GenBank genome assembly. Lineage: Eukaryota; Fungi; Ascomycota; Eurotiomycetes; Eurotiales; Aspergillaceae.